AUGUACCGGAAAAUGGAGCAAUAGUAAAACAGGUUUGGCCAUGGUUGGUAUGGACACAACCAUCUUGAAGGUUGGUUGGUUCAAGUAUGUUAUGAACCAAAGAUUUACCAAAAGAGGCAAAUGCAGAGGAAUCAUAACAGUUAGCACACGCAUUACUAUUUCCUGAAACAAGCAAAUGCAAUCUGACUUUGGAAACAGAAUUGAAGAGGAAUCAGAAGAAAGGUGGUGGUGUUGAGAAAACGAAAAGAGAGACUGAAGAGAGGAUAAGUUCCUCUCUCGGUGACAGAAAUCAAAUAACCCUUUUGAUUGUUUGGAGGAAAAGAUGAGUAGGGGAACUAUAGAAGAUGUGGCAAUUAUAGGAGGAUUGGUUGGAGUCCAAUUUAUCUAUGCAGGGAAUGCUGUGUUCAUGGGUUAUGCAUUAUCAUUAGGCUUCAGCUCUCUCACCAUUAUCAUUUUGACUUCUUUGGCUACAUUCCUUGUUCUGUUCCCCGUUUCAUUUUUCUUUGAAAGGAGCAAGUGGCCGAAGAAUUGUGAUUUCAAGUUGAUUAAACAGCUAUUGUGUCUAUCGUUUGGAGGACUGUUGUUCCAGUAUUUAUUCCUCAAGGGACUCGAUCUAACUUCGCCGGCAAUGGGAACUGCUAUGCCAAACAUUGCCCCAGGUCUUAUCUUCAUCAUUGCAUGGAUUUCUGGGUUAGAGAAAGUGAACUUAAACAAUCAGUAUAGCAAAGUAAAAAUCAUGGGAACAGUGCUUUGUGUCUUGGGAGCUCUCACAAUGAGCAUAAUGCAAAGCAUUUCGACUGCUGCACCCGAGCAAAAUUCAACACUUCCAUUAUCAAAGACUCCAUCAGGUUUUGUCUUUAACACACAAAAGAUGAUCGGUUGCUUCUAUCUCGUGGUUGCAGUCGUGAUUUUGUCGAGCAACGUCGUUCUGCAGGCUUUUACUCUUGGAGAUUUUCCGGCACCGAUGUCCUUGGGUGCAAUAACGUCCUUGUUGAGCGCAUUCAUGACUGCAACCAUUCAGGUGCUUGAGAAACACAGGCUGAAAACUGGGCGGCUACUUCUGAGGUCUGGAAAUUUAAUUGGCUAUUUUAUUAUGGCAGGUGCUGUGAGUGGAAUAUGCCUGAGUUUCAACGGGUGGGCACUGAAGAAAAAAGGGCCAGUUUUUGUCUCCAUGUUCAGCCCCAUUGGUACAGUUUGCUCUGUCAUUUUCGCGGUUAUUAAACUUGGAGAAAGUAUGAGUACUGGAAGUCUUGGAGGCAUGUUUCUCAUGUUCACUGGACUCUACUUGGUUCUCUGGGCCAAAGGGGAAGAAGGACUGCCAAAUGGAAAUAGCUUAGAGAGUGAGUUUGACAUAGAGAGGCCUCUUUUGUGUUAACGUGUUUUUCAAAUGACAACGUGUAAAAUGUACUUGUCUCGUCCCACUAGAAGCAGAGCAAAAAACGAGGUUUGGUUAAGUCGGUUGAGAUAAUAACAGUGAAUUGCUUUAACGUGGUUAAUAUAA
Messenger RNA from Vigna radiata var. radiata (mung bean), 1501 nucleotides. RefSeq names its product WAT1-related protein At5g47470. The record is from RefSeq and is a predicted model, not a curated record. Bases 323 to 1375 code for a protein of 350 amino acids. NCBI's taxonomy places the organism in Eukaryota, Viridiplantae, Streptophyta, Magnoliopsida, Fabales, Fabaceae. The transcript has 7 exons. Gene Ontology annotation, cellular component: plasma membrane. Gene Ontology annotation, molecular function: transmembrane transporter activity.